Messenger RNA from Penicillium subrubescens, 576 nucleotides. Its product is annotated as S-(hydroxymethyl)glutathione synthase. NCBI's taxonomy places the organism in Eukaryota, Fungi, Ascomycota, Eurotiomycetes, Eurotiales, Aspergillaceae. The record is from RefSeq and is a predicted model, not a curated record. Bases 1 to 576 code for a protein of 191 amino acids. Gene Ontology annotation, biological process: formaldehyde catabolic process. The transcript has a single exon. Gene Ontology annotation, molecular function: S-(hydroxymethyl)glutathione synthase activity; zinc ion binding.
AUGGCCCCCUCUAUCCACCCUCUCAUUGACAACGGCAUCACUCGGGGCGACCCCAACUUCCCCGGUGGCACUCUGCACUGCCACUGCCCAUCCAACCAAGUCGUCGUCGCAUUGAAAAGCAACAUCGCCCAUAACCACGCCUGCGGCUGCAGCAAGUGCUGGAAGCCCAAGGGUGCCCUGUUCUCCAUUGUCGGUGUCAUCCCCCGCGACAAUCUCAGUGUCCAGGCCAACGAGGCCAAGCUCUCCAUCAUCGACUCUUCUGCAGUGAUUCAGCGUUACGCCUGCCGGGACUGCGGCGUCCACCUGUUCGGCCGUAUCGAGAAGCCCCAUCCCUUCCACGGGCUGGACUUUGUACACGCAGAGCUGUCGGAUCAGAAGGGCUGGCAGGAGCCCCAAUUCGCCGGCUUCGUCUCUUCGAUCAUUGAGCAGGGCUUCAACCCGAAGGGUAUGGAUGAGGUUCGAUCCAAGUUCAAGUCUGCAGGACUCGAGACCUACGACGCCCUGUCACCACCAUUGAUGGACCUGAUUGCUACGUUUACCGCUCAGAAGGCUGGUGUCAAGUUUGCCAACCUAUAA